GCUCAAUUGCUUCCUUUUUUAAAACAUGCCAAUCUCGUGGCUCAUCCCUAUCCCCAUCCCCACUAUUCCAAAUCAGGUAAAAUGGCGCGCUCCGUCAUCGUCCAAGUGGAGCAAAACAUGUGAGAUCCAUUUCCAAGGCUGAGCCCAAGCUUACAUCUCGACCUCCUCAACGAGUCUGCGGGGCCUUUAACUAUCUCGGGAUUCCAGCCCAUUCCCCAGUUCAAGGAAGCCUCAUCUCAAUCUUAUCUGUUUUGGGUGAGAUACACCGCUCUGACGAACAAUGCCUGGCGUUCCAUCUUACAAGGGCUGCGAUGCUUGUCGGAAGCAGAAGAAAAAGGUAAGUUAGUGCCAUAUUGAGGUUGGAGAAUUUUUGAGUUAAUGAGGGGAUAGUGUGAUAAAGCUCAGCCGAAAUGCGCAAGGUGUGAAAGGCUUGAUAUUCCGUGCAUCAACGUUGGGAAACAGCGCUACAAGUUCAAAGUCCAGACCCUCGAACAAGGAGACAGUAUAAGCGUCCAAAACAUCGACACAGAAGAUGACACUACGAGUUCAAGUUCGCGGUCUUCAAAAUCGCCUAUUUCUUUCACCCAAGCGUUGAUCAAAGUUCCUUUCAACAAAACAACCAUGGUCACUCAAACACUUGUCUCACGGUUAGAGAUUACAGAUCUGCGAUAUGAUAUUACCUGCUACGGCGACUUUCUUCGGCAUAUUCCUGCGCGGUUGGGGAGGAAUGAAGCUCUUGAUGCGUCGGCUGAUGCGUUAGCUACUACGUUUUCGACAUUGCAUCGACCGCAGGGGUAUCAGACUGUUGAUGCGCUUACGAAGUAUGUUAAAGCGAUAAGUUCGUUGAGAUUAUGCUUGGAGGAUCCUGCGAAGGCGAGGAUGCCGGAGACUAUGUGCUCCGUAUAUCUGAUUAUGAUCUGUCAGGGCUGGUUGGGAAGAGAUGAUGAUCCGACUACGAGUCACGGCCAAGGUCUGGCAUAUCUUCUUAAAGCAGCGGCGCGAGAGAACUGGAAAGCCGGUUUCGAAACAGACAUGCUCUUGACAUUCUGCGUUCCAGUCAUCAUAGAAAGCAUCUCCAACCCAAAGGUCAGACUAGAAAAGUGGUUCUGGGAUAUGCUCGACAACUUCAAAAAGAACAAUCCUCCCUCAACGCCCGAAAGCGCAAAAGCCCAACAAGACGGCCAAGACGCAGGCGGAAUCCCCAGUCUGUCCAUCCGAAAUCUAGGCCGCUUGCCAGACUUCAUAAACGACCCUGAACUGCACCGCAUGGAAAUAACAUGCGCAUAUCACAGACUUUGCCGCGACCUACGCAAACUCUCCGAAAUCGUCAAAGCCGUAACAUGGGCGCCCGGUUUCUUCCCAACGCCCAUGCAACUCCGCCUCUCACGCUCCUACAACUCAGCCUACUCCGUCCUCCUAACCGUCCUCGUAAUAAUCGGCCAACUAAUGCAAGCCUUUGAUCCGUACAACCUCGCUCUCGUCGGAGAAGCAGCACUAUGUUCAUCAGAGGUAGUAUCCCUCGCGCACCGAAUAAGUCAGUACAGACCACUGGGAGCAAGCCAUGUUCCGUUGACGCUGGCUAUCGCAUGGGCUGCUACGGAUGAGCCGGGGAUGAAGAGGCAGUUGGAGGAGACGUUGGAGGAGUAUCAGCAGGACUGGACUGUGACGCAGUGGAUGAAGGUUGGGUACUGGUGGACGGAUAAGUUCGCGGAGUUGAGGGGGAGGUUGGCGCCGAGGCUUUCGCAGGAGGAGGAGGAGAUGUUGAUUAGGAGGGGGGAGGGAGUGGAGCUUAAGGGGCAGCAACCUGCUGAUGAAUGUUGUGUUAUGUAGAAGUUGACGAGGGCUACCUGAUGGGUAUGUAAAGCUGGAGGAAAGCAGGCUCUUCCUCCUCUACGAUUAUAAGAAUGUGAAAGUCCUUCGUGUCAUGCCUGCGGUAUAAUGUCACCUGACUGAUCGUCAAUCAAUGAACUUACGAUACAUAUAAGAGCGAUAACAGUCGGCUAGAUCGUCUCGGGUUAGAUAUUCGGAAGAUUGAUAAUCGAAGAGCUCCCCUA
Molecule: messenger RNA, 2054 nt
Organism: Fusarium odoratissimum NRRL 54006
Lineage: Eukaryota; Fungi; Ascomycota; Sordariomycetes; Hypocreales; Nectriaceae
Exons: 3
Coding region: 622-1830 (402 amino acids)
Biological process (GO): regulation of DNA-templated transcription
Molecular function (GO): zinc ion binding; DNA-binding transcription factor activity, RNA polymerase II-specific
Source: RefSeq, a predicted model, not a curated record